AUGUCCGCUGCCACAGAUAAGGCUCGGUUUUACCUGGAGAAGUCCGUUCCGGAGCUGAAAGAAUAUGAGCAGAAGAAGUUGUUCUCCAAGGAUGAAAUUACUUCCAUUAUUAAAAAGCGAUCGGACUUUGAACACAAGCUUAAUGCGCGCGGCGCAAAGCCAAUUGACUUUGUCCGAUAUGUCGAAUACGAGAUCAACCUAGAGUCCCUACGAAAAAAGCGAGUGAAGCGCAUGGGAAUUCGAUCGGGCGGACACAACGGUCAACGACGAAUCUUUUUCAUUCUGGAUCGUGCCACACGCAAGUUUCACGGUGAUGUCAACAUCUGGAUUCAGUAUAUCGAAUACACACGGAAGCAGAAAGCCUACAAGAAGCUCUCGAUGAUCCUCACCGAUGCUCUACGCUUCCAUCCCACCAACGCCGAGUUAUGGAUCUACGCUGCGAAAUAUUCGCUCGACGAACAUGCGGAUAUGACUCAGGCCCGAAGCUUCAUGCAACGUGGUUUACGAUUCUGCAAGAAUGCGCGCAACUUGUGGAUUCAAUACGCGAAGCUGGAAUUGAUCUAUGUUGCUAAACUGGUCGCCCGCCAAAAGAUUUUGGGAUUGGAUACAGCCAGUCAACGACCCAAGGCCGUUGAGCAACCGGGACUAGAUGCCCACGAUGCCGACAUGAUUUCAUUGCCCAAAAUCACCGAAGAGGAUAUCAACCCGACUUUGCCUGGAGAUGAAGUUGACGAGAAUGCCUUGGAGACACUCAAUGCCACCCCGGCCCUUAGCGGUGCCAUCCCAAUGGCUAUCUUUGACUCUGCUAUGAAAAACUUUGACAACGACGAUCGACUUGCAUUCAAUUUCUAUGACAUGGUACUGGAGUUUGAGGAUGUGCCGUGUCUGCGCAAAAUCCUGGGACACGUGGUGGAGACUUUGCAGAGCAGCCAACCUACCAGUCCUCGGACUCGCAUCUGUUACAUCAAGUUCCCAACUGCGGGCGUAAGAGUCACAUCACCAGAUUUCCCGCGUGCCCUGGGUAGCUCACUUGCUCUUCUCAAGGAAUCACAGCCGCUGGAUGCUGGACUUGCGCAAGAAGUGGUCAAUUGGUUGAAGCCAUUGGCUGAGACAGAGGAUGUGGAUCCUUCAUUGAAGAAGGUCAUCCUGUUCACAUUGCGCAACGCCGAGCGAACAUUGCCGGCAUGA
This is a messenger RNA of Penicillium angulare, 1188 nucleotides long. Its product is annotated as snoRNA-binding rRNA-processing protein UTP6. The record is from RefSeq and is a predicted model, not a curated record. Gene Ontology annotation, molecular function: protein binding; snoRNA binding. Lineage: Eukaryota; Fungi; Ascomycota; Eurotiomycetes; Eurotiales; Aspergillaceae. The transcript has 2 exons. The coding region runs from base 1 to 1188 and encodes 395 amino acids. Gene Ontology annotation, cellular component: Pwp2p-containing subcomplex of 90S preribosome; small-subunit processome. Gene Ontology annotation, biological process: maturation of SSU-rRNA from tricistronic rRNA transcript (SSU-rRNA, 5.8S rRNA, LSU-rRNA).